This is a messenger RNA of Coregonus clupeaformis (lake whitefish), 1473 nucleotides long. Its product is annotated as growth arrest and DNA damage-inducible protein GADD45 beta. The coding region runs from base 215 to 700 and encodes 161 amino acids. NCBI's taxonomy places the organism in Eukaryota, Metazoa, Chordata, Actinopteri, Salmoniformes, Salmonidae. Gene Ontology annotation, cellular component: cytoplasm; nucleus. The transcript is spliced from 4 exons. The record is from RefSeq and is a predicted model, not a curated record. Gene Ontology annotation, biological process: regulation of cell cycle.
UUGUGUUAGAAAGCACUGAGCCUCAGACAGGAGAACUAUCAAAAGGACUUUGCAACUAAACAACGAGCGAGUUUACGCUGAAACACUGCAAGUGAACAUAUACCAUAUUGGAUUACUUAAUUGACAAGGACGUUCUGCAAACCUCGAUUCGGGAAUAUACUCAUUGGAGAUUAUCCUGGAUAUCCUUGUGGAUUAUACAAUUACGGACUUAAAUAUGACUCUGGAAGAACUUGUUGGAUGCAAUAUCACUGAGAAAAAGAUGGAGACCGUGAAUCAAGCACUAGAAGAGCUGCUGGUGGCAGCGCAGCAACAAGACUGCCUGACUGUGGGAGUCUACGAGUCUGCAAAGCUGAUGAAUGUUGAUCCUGACAGUGUUGUGUUGUGUGUUCUGGCGACGGACGAGGAGGACGAGGAUGACAUUGCACUGCAGAUUCACUUCACGCUCAUCCAAGCCUUCUGUUGCGACAACGACAUCAACAUACUGCGCAUCUCCGGCAUGAGGCGCAUCGCUCAGGUUCUUGGCGAGCCAAGCACCGCUGACAGCAACGGCAACGAGCCAAAUGAUAUGCACUGCAUCCUUGUCACUAAUACCCAGUGCCAAUCUCUGAAAUGCCAAGCGUUGCAGGAUAUCGGCAACUACUGCGAGGAGAGCCGCUGCAAGAACCAAUGGGUACCUUACCUGGCCCUGCAGGAGCGCUGAACUAAUGACCCUCGCUGAGAAACGUGAAAGCGAUGAAAAUAAGUAAACAAGUCGUCAUUCUUCAAGAAUGAGAAAGGCGUUCAAGAAGGGGCAUCGUCGACAGGCCUGUGUCUGCCUUGCCCUGGGCCGCUAUCCAGUGACGGAGCUGGGCGUGCGAAGGUUCCGAGGGACAAUGCGUAUGCAACCAUGACGCAUCUGACCCCGUAUUUUUCCUCCGCGGAAAGGAACAGUGUGUGCCGGAGUGGGGCGUAGGAACGAACUGUAGAGAAGUCUCGCUGCUGUUUGCCCAGCCAUGUUGGAGCAACCGGGGGCGGCAGCAUAGCGUGGGAACGGACUUGCAGUUUCGUUAUUUGAGAGGAGGGACAAAGCAACUGUAUCAAUGAGAAUACAGACUUGAAACUGGGUUCAACCCUAUGCUUUCUGACGUGGAAGUGGGUGUGUUUGUAAUUAAAUGCAAUGUGAAUGACUGCAAUGCUCUACAGUUGGAUGUUAUGAGUAACAGUGCAAUGAAGAAGUCUUCAGAGCAACAAUGCCUAUGGAUUGUUAUUGUGUAAAAGAUAUUGAUAUGGUAUUCUGGCUACACUCAUAGCCAGGUGGCUGUCUGUUAAGAGGGUCAAAACAUUGCCACAAUGUAACAAUGUAUUCAUUUAUUUGACAUUGACACAAUUAACUAAUGUAUUGUUAUUAUUUAAGUUGAACAGAGUAAUAUAUAACAGUGAAAUGCAUUGCUGAAUACAAUGUUAAACUUAUUUGAAUAAAUUAUUGAACUGAAA